This is a messenger RNA of Xiphophorus maculatus (southern platyfish), 5777 nucleotides long. RefSeq names its product slingshot protein phosphatase 1 (gene ssh1a). The coding region runs from base 298 to 3357 and encodes 1019 amino acids. Gene Ontology annotation, molecular function: actin binding; protein tyrosine/serine/threonine phosphatase activity. The record is from RefSeq and is a predicted model, not a curated record. Gene Ontology annotation, cellular component: cytoplasm. Lineage: Eukaryota; Metazoa; Chordata; Actinopteri; Cyprinodontiformes; Poeciliidae. The transcript has 14 exons. Gene Ontology annotation, biological process: protein dephosphorylation; negative regulation of actin filament polymerization; actin cytoskeleton organization.
UGUGCGCCUGAGGCACCGGGUGGAGUGUGUCCCUGCAGGCAAGCGGGCUGACUCACAAACAGAGACGCUCAGAUGAAGGGGAGGAGGAAGAGGCGAUCAGGGGGAGGGGCCUCUGAACAGACGGCACUGCUUCGCUGAGCAGCCCAGAUGAGUUUGGACUGUCUGUCACUCAAAACCACUGGGACCGAUCUGAAGCUGUAAUUACUCCUCUUUUCUCCUCCUCAACUGUUUCUGGAUGUGGAUGCAGAGGCAUUAACUGGGUACCAGGCAGACCUAGGUGACACUCCGGAGAACAGGAUGCAUCUGGUCGUGGAGCCCUUUCAGGAGGCCGUGAUGAAGAUGCUACCUUAUUUUGUGGAGAAUGCCGUUUUGACCCAGAAUGAGAUAAACCGCAUUUUGAGCGAGAGCUUCUUCAUGGUGAAGGGUGCCGCUCUCUUCUUGCAGCAAGGAAGCAGUCAGCAAGGCCAAAAAGCACAGCCUCCUCACAAACAUGCAGGUGAACUACCUCAGCACCUGCAGGUGAUGAUAAACAUUCUCCGCUCAGAGGACAGAAUCAAACUGGCAGUGCGCCUGGAGAGUGCGUGGUCGGAUCGGGUGCGGUACAUGGUGGUGGUGUACACCAGCGGGCGACAGGACACAGAGGAGAACAUCCUUUUGGGAAUCGACUUCACCAACAAAGACUGUAAAAGCUGUUCAAUCGGCAUGGUGCUACCUCUUUGGAGCGAUACAAAGAUCCAUCUUGAUGGAGACGGGGGCUUCACUGUGAACACAGCAGGUCGGACUCAUGUUUUCAAGCCCGUGUCUGUGCAGGCUAUGUGGUCGGCGUUGCAGGUGCUGCACAAGGCUUGUGAGGUGUCGCGCAGGUUUAACUACUUCCCUGGAGGCAUUGCCCUCACCUGGAUGGGAUACUACGAGAGCUGCAUCGCUUCUGAGCAGAGCUGCAUCAACGAGUGGAACGCCAUGAAGGACUUAGAAACCACGCGGCCAGACUCACCCAUCAUGUUUGUCGACAAGCCUUCAGAGAGGGAAAGGACGGAGUGCCUUAUUAAAUCCAAACUAAGAAGCAUUAUGACCUCCCAGGACCUUGAGAACGUCACCUGCAAACAGAUCCGAACUGAGCUGGAGCAGCACAUGAACUGCAACUUGAAAGAAUACAAGGAGUUCAUUGACAAUGAGAUGCUGCUGAUUCUCGGCCAGAUGGACAAAGCCACUCUCAUUUUUGACCAUGUCUACUUGGGAUCUGAAUGGAAUGCAUCUAAUUUGGAGGAGCUGCAGGAGACGGGGGUGGGCUACAUCCUCAACGUUACCAGGGAGAUCGACAACUUCUUCCCAGGGACGUUCUGUUAUCACAACAUCCGCGUUUAUGAUGAAGAGGCCACGGAUCUCCUUGCUCACUGGAACGACACGUAUAACUUCAUCAUGAAAGCAAAAAAGAACGACUCCAAGUGUCUCGUCCACUGUAAGAUGGGCGUCAGUCGCUCUGCCUCCACCGUCAUUGCUUAUGCCAUGAAGGAGUACGGCUGGUCUCUGGAGAAAGCGUAUAACUUUGUUAAGCAGAAGAGGAACAUCACACGACCCAACGCUGGUUUCAUGAGGCAGCUGGCAGAGUAUGAGGGCAUUUUAGAUGCCAGCAAACAGCGGCACAAUAAGCUGUGGCACCCGGACGCAGACUGUGAGAUGGCCGAGGGUCAGCAGGGUCUGGCUCAGUUCUGUGGAGGAGAGGAUGGGGGGGAUCCCACUGCAGACCCAGAGAUGUCUCCCUGCUGUGAGGAGGGGUCCUCUGACAAAGGCGCCGCCUGCUCAUCCCCAUGCAGGACUGUUGCUCUAGACAUCGACCCCGCUUACAACAACUACUACUUCCGUCGGCUCUCCGACUCAGCCCUCGACAGCGAGCCGUCAACGCCUGUGCGUGGCCCUCCUCUUCUCGGCAUGGAAAAAGUCUUCAUAGAAAUCGAGGACGUGGAGAGAGACGCCCUGCUGGACGACGAGGCUUUCCAUGGGCGGGAAGGCCUGCCGCUCCCUCACUUUGGACCUACGGCAGAGGGCACCGCUGCCCAGACCUCCAGCCGUGGGCCCGAACCCCUGGAGGAGCUUCGGCUGAGACUGGAGUUCAGCACAGUGGAGGAGGAGAACGAGGAGGACGUGCAAAAGGAGGAGGCAGAGAUGGAGGUGUUGAUGCAGCCAGAUGACAGAGGGGGAGGUGAGGGAGACGGUGGUGAGACUCAGGAUGUGGAGGUCGAGGGCGAUGCGGAGGGGUUUGGGAUGGAUCUGGCAUCCCUUAAUGACAAUUCAAACAACAACAAUCAUUUGAGCCUUCUACAAAACCACAAGGACACAUCUUCCUCCUUCCUUCUUCAGAGAGAUGCUUCUCUGGUGUCUGGGUCUCAUCAGAAAGAGCGUUCUUCUUCUCCAGCUUCUGAGCUUCGCCUUAACGCCCGCCCUCCUUCUGAAGUCCAAAGUGCUUCAUUGCAUCAUUCUGAAGGCGUUUCAACUUCAGCGGGAUUUCUGAACCCUUGUGGUCCUCAGUGUGACUGUGCCAACUGUGUAGCCUCUGCCACUGCUCUGCCGUCCUCAGAGGAACAGCGGUCAGCGGAGGAUGAGGACAGCAGCCAUUUGCUUCAAGACAGCCAAACUGAAUCUGCCUCGGAUGUUCUCCCUGAGCUGAUGAGAGCCGAUUUUGAGGAAGAGACGCCCGCAGUGGCUUGUUAUCUUGGCCAACAGCAGGAGAGCCUUUUGCAGCUGCGUCGGUCUGGCCUGGUCCGGCGUCGGGCAGAGAGGCUUGAGAGGCUUUCAGGAAUGUCCCUGCAGGAAUGCCAGAAGUCUCAGAGGUGUCCGUCUCACAAUGUGGAAAAGGAGGAGUUCUCCAGUUUUACCGGGGAUUUCGCUAAAACAUCAACCCCAUGCCAAGUGCGGUUAGAGCCACUGGUAGUGCCACUGACCAACGAAGCCUUGUUGGGGGUGGUGGGUUCAGGGCUCCUCACACCCACCUCCUCCCCUCACGGCUCCACGCUGACACGGAGCUCCAGCAGUGACAGUCUGCGCAGCGUGCGGGGGAAACCCGGCCUCGUGCGUCAGAGGGCGCAGGAGAUUGAGACGCGCUUGCGGCUGGCAGGCCUAACCGUGCCCUCCAGGCUGAAGCGCUCCAACUCGCUGGCCAAGUUGGGAAGCCUCAACCUCUCUUCCGAUGACCUGUGUUCGGCCUGUUCUUCAGACGCUGGGACGCUGCUGCUCCUCUCGUUGUCCCCUGAGCCGGACCAAGGCUUAGAGUGGGACUCUCCGACCGCCUCAUCGUUGUCCAGACCCGGCAAGAACCUGCUCACUCCAGAAAGAGCACUUCCAGGUGAGCCCAGGAGCUGACGUAUCAAGUGGGACUCAUACAUUUGUAUGCUCCACUCACCUUCCCUUCUGUUGCGCCGUGUGGUUGUGAAGGGCUGCACCCAUUCCGGAGAAAAGCGAGUCGAAACUGAGCAAACACAAUGCCAACUCUUACAUAAGGAGGCCACAAUGUUUCUCAAACUGCUGUUCAUAGCGAUCAAAGUCAUACUGCUGUAUCUGACAAACCUGUUAAGCCAUCAGAUCACCUCUAACUCUGAAUCACAGACAAACAAGUGCCUUACCCAAGAGACCUGAGGCACAGAUCUGUGUGACAGAUUGCAUGCUGAGACGGUACGAGGCACUCUGUGACCUUUAACUUGGUUUCCAGCAGCUCCUACUUUACGUUUACCUGUCAGGUAUAAAGUUAUAGCCUGCAUUGAUGAACUUGAAUUGCUCAACGAGCUUCACUUUAACUGAGAGUUUGGUUUGGUGGAAGCAGAGUUGUUUUGAUGACAGUUUUUUUUUUUAUUUUUUAAUUUACCUCAUGUUGCAUUCAGUGAGUUCCUGUCCAGAAUAUCUCAGGAUUUUUGAAGUGAGAUUCUGCAGUAAGGUUAAAAGCAGUUAAUAUUUUAUUUCUAGCAGAAAUGGUAACGCUGUCAGUCUUGGUGUAAUGCACUGUUAUGGCAAGUAUUACUAAUACUCCUGGCAUUAAGGCAAAAAUUAGUUGAUAGGAGAUUAGACAUUUUUAAAAGGAUAUUAAAACUAUGUAAAAUGAGUAUCCCUUCUAAAAAAGCUAAACUAUUCUAUUUAUUUAUAUGUUACAAUGGAUUUAUGCCAUUCUCGAUACACGGCUGAAAGUUUAGUAGACCUACAGCAUUCAAAUUCUUAUAAGAAUCUCUGACCAGCUUUUUGCUUGUUCCUAGGCUUUUUUAAGGUUUUAAUUUUUCCAAGUUUUCAGUACUUGGUCUUAAAUUUCAUUUUGUCAUGUCUAAUAAUUAUAUUUAAAUCAUUAUGGUCAUAAAACGUUUUAAAUUUAAACCCAUUGAAGCUUACAGAAACAUUGUGUCUUUCAUGUUGGGGGUUAUUUAGCCUGAAACGAUUAUUAACAGGAAAUUGAGAUAGGAGGCAGUGUGCCACAAUGAACUUCCCCAUGAAACAAAUACCAAGAACACAACAUGUAACACAUUUUUAUUCAGAGUCAGCAGAAGCAGAGUAAAAACUAAAAUAUAUAUAACAUGCAGUUUUGGCAAUCACACAAUUAUCCUGACUGGAAACCUUUAAAUGCUCUGUUCUCAGUAGGUGUUUCACGCAGGAAGAUCAUUAGUGGUGCGCAUCCUCUUACCUCUGUUUUCUGUGACAUGAACAUGGCGUCUGUGUUAAUAACCACCCAAUGCAAACAAGAAAAGAGUUCAAAGUUUUAUCAGUUUUAUAAACUGCUUUGAUGUUCUUGCGAUUAGAAUUGUUUUAAGAGGAUAAAAUAUUGUUGGUUUGGCCUCCGAGACCAUCUUAACUGGAUUUAUAUUAAAUGAACAGAACCUCUUUUCAAAAAUCCUGAACUAGUCUUUUAAUUGGACUUCUUUCACUAAUGCUUGGUUAGAGUGAGGACAUUGUUGCUGUUUUUUAAACUAAUGUGUAAUAUAUUAAUUACACGUGCGUAUGAGUGCGUGAAUUGGAGUGGGAAGAGAAACAACCGUUGCCAGAGGCAUACUUGCUGUUUUCAACAAACAGAACAGAAUCUUUUCUGAGUUUGUUGUUCCUUUUGCACUGCUUUUUGUUACCGAGUCGAUUCUGGCGAGCUAUCUUCCAAAAUAACAUUGGAGUAAUGUUAUUAACCUCAUCAUUUCCUACAUUGUAUAAUAUUUCGGGAGGAGCGUAGUGACAAGAAGUCAUGCAGCAUGGCUUGAGAUCAAAAUAAAAAUGGCUAGUGUGAGAGUUAGAGCUCACAUUUGUGUGGACAUUUCUGACAUUUACAAAUAAAAAAAAAAACGGUGUAAACACUACCUGUAAUCAUUCUCUGGCUUAAAUUCAGUUAAAGUGCUGCCAAUGUCUUUAAGCUCAUUUGUGCUUUUCGAAGUGUGGGAGACCAAAGUUAUUUUUGCCGUCUUAACAAAUUGAAAGCUGUACGAAAUAUGUGAAUCCAAAUGUCAAUCGCGUACAUAUUUAAAUGCUGUCACCUCUUUUUUGCACCUUUCGGAGUAGUCAAAGAGAAUCUGAGGAGUCCCGGGGCUCAUAGCUGUUAGGCUUUUAUGCUCAUAUCAUCAGUGAGUUUUAAAGCUUUUGUGACGAGGUUCACAAUAGGUUACUUCACAGUUUUGUAACCUUUUUCUUUUUAUAUUUUAAUUAUGCAGUAAUUUUUGUACUGUGCAUUGCUGUAGUUUGAAUGCAUAUUGCACUUUUUAUGUUGGUAAGAAAAUAAUGUACUGUAUGUGCUAAUUAUGAAAAUAAAAUCCUCUUUUACAUAA